AUUUUAAAUUUGCCUCCUUUUCUUUAUUUGACACUUUUGACAGUUUCCGUCUCUCGUCCUUGUCUUAAGUGACAGUGACAGAGAGAGUUGACAAACGUCUCUUUUUUUUCUCUUUUGACAGUUUUUAAAAAGCAAAAUGGUGAACGUACCGAAACAACGGCGUACAUUUUGCAAAAAAUGCAAAGUUCAUAAGUUGCAUAAAGUAACACAAUACAAAAAAUCAAAGGAACGUCAUGCAUCCCAAGGCAGAAGACGUUACGACAGGAAACAACAAGGUUUUGGUGGUCAGACUAAGCCUAUUUUCAGGAAGAAGGCAAAAACUACCAAAAAGAUCGUAUUAAGAAUGGAAUGUGCCGACUGCAAGUUCAGAAAGCAAAUUCCCCUUAAAAGAUGUAAGCAUUUUGAACUUGGAGGUGACAAGAAACGUAAAGGACAAAUGAUUCAGUUCUAGAAUGUCCCGGUAUAUUUUUAAGUUAAUAAAAAAAUAUCUAAAAUUUG
Sitophilus oryzae (rice weevil) is the source of this 498-nucleotide messenger RNA. RefSeq names its product 60S ribosomal protein L44 (gene RpL36A). Gene Ontology annotation, biological process: translation. NCBI's taxonomy places the organism in Eukaryota, Metazoa, Arthropoda, Insecta, Coleoptera, Curculionidae. Gene Ontology annotation, cellular component: ribosome; cytosolic large ribosomal subunit. Bases 137 to 451 code for a protein of 104 amino acids. The record is from RefSeq and is a predicted model, not a curated record. Gene Ontology annotation, molecular function: structural constituent of ribosome. The transcript has 3 exons.